Molecule: messenger RNA, 1746 nt
Organism: Glycine soja
Lineage: Eukaryota; Viridiplantae; Streptophyta; Magnoliopsida; Fabales; Fabaceae
Product: hydroxyproline O-galactosyltransferase GALT6-like
Exons: 4
Coding region: 434-763 (109 amino acids)
Source: RefSeq, a predicted model, not a curated record
UUUAGAAAAUACCCUCAGAAGCUCACUUCUUGGUACCUCUCUCUCUCUCUCAACCCUAAGCCUUCCAUUUCUCUCUCACCUUCCUAGCGUCCUACUUGUGCUUGUGCGGCUAGUUCAUGGAGAACCGCUCCUUCGACCACGUCCUGGGCUGGCUCAAAUCCUCCUGGCCCAACAUCGACAACGAAUCCAAUCCCCUCUUCGUCUCCUCCCCCUCCUCCCCCACAAUCCCCCUCACUGACAUCAACGGCCCGACAUCGACGUCGAUCCUGGCCACUCCUUCCAGGCCAUCCAUGAGCAAAUCUUCAGAUCCAACGACACCUUUUCAUGCUCUAUUUCACAUGAGAGAAUUUAGGAGAGAGGAGAUGAAAAGGCAUUCGAAGUUGAUUUUUUUUUAAUUUUCUUUUUUCUUUUUGGUUGGAACGUGAAACGUUCAAUGACUUUUUGGUCGUACAUGUCUCCUUCUACGACUUCAACAUCCAAAGCUAGCAGUGGAGUUGCAAGGAUGUUGAAGGAUCUCUCUCUUCGUUGUCAAGAGGUACAUACAAUUUCUGCUGUCAUGAAAGGUGAUGAUGACACUUUUGUUAGAGUGGAUGCCGUUAUCGAUGAAGCAAGGAAGGUUCCAGAUGGUACGAGCUUUUAUAUUAGGAAUAUAAAUUACUACCACAAACCCUUUCGCUAUGGGAAAUGUACUGUGACAUAUGAAAAAAUGCUAGCAACCCCCUUCAACCAUAGGUCAGUUGGUGAAAACCACUCCUUGAUUUAAAACUCGGUCACAAGUUAAGACUUCUUGAACUUACCAAACUGUACAUAUUGACUCCCUAUAGGGGCUUUCUGCACAUGCAUGAGGCGUUAUUUGUAGUUUUGCUUUAAGAGCCUGCCCAAUUUAAUGCAAUAAAUAAUGAGAACCAACAAUGCUUUUAUGCUUUUAUUGUACCAAAUGUUCAGCAGUGUAGUUAGAUCUGGACCCAUUUACUCAAAUUGAGUCAGUUCCUAUUUAUGAGUGAAAAGUCUGAAUGUACAUUUUAGUUUCGUGUUUUACAUGAAAAAUGAAAGACGAACUGGAAAGUCAUAAUUAUUAGAAAAACUAUGGUACAAUAUAGGAAAUUGGAAGUGCUUUUUAAAUAAAAAAUAAUGUCUAUUAAUAUAUAUGUAUGCCAUGAGUAGUAUGGGAUAGGGUGAAUAGAAAAAAACCAUGAUCCUUGUAGAUAUUUCCUGAGGUACUUGUUGGUUCUGGCACCAAUAAUUUUGCUUUUCUACUUUCACCAGAGGCUAUCCUUUGGUGCUUAUUGCUUAUUACUAAGUGUUUAUUGCUGGUAAAGUAUUUCUCAUUGUAAAAUGAUAUUACCCCUAUAGCUUAUCAAUUAUUUUAAACUUUUAUCAUUUAAUUUGUUCACAUUAUCUUGGAAUUAUAAUAAUUAUACAAUAUUUUUUUUGCAACCCAUAAUAUUUUUUUGCAACCCAUUAUAUUGAUUGAAUUUGAAUCAAGAAAUUGAUUGCUUUUAUGAGAAAGUUUGCUUUGUGGUAUAAUCUUUUCUCCUUUCCAUAUCUAGUUUGACUCACCUUCACCAAUUAUAAUUAUGUGCCAUGUUUCAGCUGCAUGUGCUAUGCCAUAUAUAUAGACUUGCACUUGUUACAAUAAUCAGAGUCUUCAAUUCUAAUGUAAUAUGAUUAUAAGUAUUUGUGCAUGUUUGAGGCACAUUCUCCCCAAGUAUGCCAAUGAGAAUGUCUCACUAGUUUCUUGGUUUA